UGAGGCAUGGUUUUGACAUUUACAGUCAGAGCAGAAUACGAUGACAAAUGAUACAGAUGAAAUAAUAAGAAUACAGAUUAGUAUUCCUGAGUGAGCAGGGGCCAGUGACAAUCAAGAAUCCUGAAUCCGGUAUCUGGCUCCACGUUUUGCCGUGUGCCAGUGGAGUCCGUGGAAGAUGCCGAGAUCGCUGCAGAGGAGCUCUAAACGCACAGCUUAACACCAGCGCUGGGGAGAUCGUCUCCUCUCCUCUCCACUCCUCUGCUUUGGGGGAGGCCACGGGAAAGAGAGACAGCAGAGAGGCAGAGAUAGGGGGGAACAACGUAAAAACGGGAAAAGACACAGGACUUUUUUUUUUUUCAGACUGCUUGGACUAUCAGCCUGUGUGUGUGUGUGAUUUCUCUCUCUCUCAUAACUAUCUUCUGGUUUUCUGGGAUGGUUUGAAGAAGACUUGUAUGUGAUGCUUCCUGCACAGAGACCAGCAGUAUUCCUCCUGGUCACCACCCCGAGAUUUCAAUGAGGAUAGUAGCCUCACUCCAACCAGGAACAUGAAGGGCUUAUCAGGUGGUCGUGCAAUGCACCAGAUUCCAACACUGCCCCCAUGUGGACUGGUGGAGUGCGAGCAUCUCCAUGACCUGCACGGCAUGCAUGUGUCCGAUCUACGCCACUCCUACCUGCUCAGCCCCACGGAGGCCUACGCCAUGGACUUCCAUCACCGUCUGUCCCCCCGCAGCUCCAUUCACUCCGACUGUAUGAUCAUGUCACCCGUGGCGCUAACUUCAACUGCCCCUGCCGACCAUAUCUCCAGCAGCACCUUUCCCAGAAUGCACUACAAUUCACAGUACUAUGACCCAGCUGCCCGGGAAGACUGUGCAGCCAUCACCACCUCAGCCACAUCCGCCGCUCCUGCUGCAACAUCGGCCUCUCACCGCAACAGCAGCAAGAGCAACCGCAUCCCCGCAAACCUGCUGGACCAGUUCGAAAAACAGUUUCCACUUCAUCGCGAUGGCUUCCACACACUCCAGUACCAACGCACAUCUGCCAGCCCUGGUGGGGAGCAGCGAAGUGAGAGCCCCGGUCGUAUCCGACACCUGGUGCACUCUGUCCAGAAGCUCUUCACCAAGUCCCACUCACUGGAGGGAUCGUCCAAGAUGAAUGGCACCAAAGGUGACAGUGGAGGUGGGGGAAGCCAUCACCAUCACCACGGCAAUCAUCACUCAUCCAAGCACGGCAGCAAGCGCAGUAAAAGCAAGGAGCGCAGGCACCGGUCAGGGACGGGGGGCUGGUGGAGCUCGGAUGACAACCUAGAUAGUGAUAGCACCUACCGCACAGCCAGCGCCUUGAGCCGCCACCAUCAUGAGCACGUAGGUCACAGUUUCCCAGAAUCCAUGCACACUCAUUUUGGAGACCACUCACUCAAAACCUCCAAAAGCAACAAUGAUGUCAAGUGUUCAGCCUGCGAGGGCCUGUCCAUGGCACCUGAUGGAAAGUUCAUGAAGAGAAGUUCCUGGUCAACACUCACUGUCAGCCAGGCCAAGGAGGCCUAUCGAAAGUCCUCCCUUAACCUAGAGAAGCCCAUGAUGCAUCAGGACCUUAAACCAUCAUUCCGGUCCUCACACUACCUACAGGUGCCUCAGGAUGAGUGGGGGGGUUAUCCAGGGAUUGACCAGGAGGAGAUCCCAUGUCGUCGAAUGCGUAGCAGUAGUUACGUCAAAGCCAUGGGAGACGAUGAUAGUGGUGAGUCUGAUACCAGCCCCAAGACAUCACCUCAGAAGACUGUGCGGUCUGAUGCUCUUGUCCUCAAAUCAGCCAUGCAGAGGCCACACAUAGACACCCAAAGCUCUGGCUACCACUUACAGACAACGAGAGAUAUGCGCCCUCAUCCCAGCGUGUCUCUGGAUCCAGCAACCAACUUCAACCCCCCACAAUAUCGCUCCAGAAACCAGAGCUACAUGCGCGCAGUCAGUACCUUCAGUCAGGCAAGCUGUGUCAGCCAGGUGAGUGAGACUGAGGUCAAUGGCCAGUUUGAGUCAGUUUGCGAGUCCGUUUUUAGCGAAGUAGAAUCCCAGGCCGUGGAGGCCUUGGACCUGCCCAGCUCUUUCCGCACUCGAAGCCACAGUUACCUGCGUGCAAUUCAGGCUGGGUAUUCCCAAGAUGACGACUGCUUGCCUUCAAUGACAUCCUCUACUGUCACUUCAACUCUCAGAUCCACAACAGGGGCCCGUAGCUUAGCUGGGGGGCGUAUAAUGUACGGGAUCCAGUUUCGUCUCCCUGCUACCUGUAGUGCGGAACGAACAGAAACUCCAACUCCAGCACCAGUGAUAUAUACACCUGACUACAAGAAGAGCCCUCCACCUGUUCCUCCUCGAUCCACCACUAAGCCGCUAAUUUCUGUAACAGCCCAGAGCAGCACCGAGUCAAUGCAGGAUGGGUACCACGAGGGUCGACCAUCACGGGGAGUGCUUUGGGCACCGGAUAGCCACAGCCGGGUUAUCUACAACUCUGCCGACAGCCUGGAUAGCGCAAAGCCAGUGACCCUAGCAAUGGAAACCACAUCCAAGCGCCUCACUUCUGCGGGGAGCUACAGCUCUGUUCAGACCUGCGAUAAGGCCAUCCUGGUGUCUAAAGCAGAGGAAUACCUCAAGGCUCCACGUUCUUCUAUCGGGAUACAGGUGGAAGCAGCCACAGAUUCUGAGGCUGAUAGUAAAGGUCUUCCACAGUAUCAGUCUGUGGGUAUCCAGGUUGAGGAUGAGAAGAGACUUGGCCGCUUUAAACGGUCCAACAGUGUGACGACGGCGGUUCAGGCCGAUUUGGAGCUGGAGGGGUUUCCAUCGACCGAAGACAAGAGUCUGCAGUUUGGAGGAUUUCAACGUCAUUCUGAACCCAGUACACCCACACAGUACAACAUGGUUCGGACUGUACGCACACAGGGCCUUUUUAGCUACCGUGAGGAUUACAGGCCCUCCAGUGGGCCGCCCAGUCCGCAGCCUGAACCCUGGCUGGUGGAGCCCGCUCUUGAAGCAGCCGAGUCCGGCCGCGUGUCGCCACUCCGCCGCGAUGGCAGCUGGUUCAUGCAGCUUCUGCACAGAGAGACUAAACGUAUGGAGGGCUGGUGCAAAGACAUGGAGCGUGAGGCGGAGGAGCACGACCUGUCGGAGGAGAUUCUUGGGAAGAUCCGGAGUGCUGUGGGCAGCGCUCACCUCCUAAUGUCCCAGAAAUUCCAGCAGUUUUACUGGUUGUGUCAGCAGAAUUUGGACCCCAGCGCUAUGCCGCGCCCCACGGCUCAGGACCUGGCUGGCUUCUGGGAUCUUCUGCAGCUCUCCAUAGAUGAUGUCACUGCCAAGUUUGAUGAGCUGCAGCAAAUCAAGAGUAAUGAGUGGAGGAUAGUGGAGAGUCCUGAGAAGAAGGAAAGAAAAUGGCCACCUCCUGUUACAAAGAGGCCUCCUAAAGGUCGAGGAGCUGUCAUGCGUGAGCGAUCCUUGGAUCUGCAGGACCGUCAGAGGCAAGAGGCCCGCCGUAGGCUCCUAGCUGCAAAACGGGCUGCGUCGUUCCGUCAGAGCUCAGUUACAGAGCGGGCCGACAGCAUAGAGAUCUACAUCCCUGAAGCCCAAACACGUUUAUGAAACACGCAUAACAACAGGGUCCAUCUAUUCUGCUCCAUGUCACUGCUCCGCCCGUACACAUUCUCACAUCUGUUACAGUAUUCUUCCUCUGCUCAUCAUCUACUCUGAGCUGAGAAUAGUGGUGAGUUUCUAUAUGCCUCAAACAGAGCUCAAUGCAAAGAGGUCAUGGCAGUCUAUGCACUCCGAGGCCUGCAGCUACUGCAACCCAGUUUGUAUUUCAGUUUUAGUUCAUUCAGAGGCCAAAACUAAGGCUUUAUUCACACUGCGCACAAAUCUGAAUUGGUUUUCACAUCCAACUUUUAGGACCCAAUUAGGAUGUGGUUUCAAUAGUAGUGAUAUAAGUACCAAUCCCUUCAUGAGAUGUGUGAGAGCAAUUAGCUCAUAUUAGCAAUUAUUAUAUUAACGUUCAUGCAAAUACUGUGUACAAAGACCACUGACUCAUUCACUCACUAUUCACGACAUGAAUUUUAUGUAGCCAUAGAGGAAUGUUGAUGGAACAUUAUAUUUUAAAUGCUUUAAAUGUUCUCUCG
Messenger RNA from Carassius auratus (goldfish), 4150 nucleotides. RefSeq names its product disks large-associated protein 2-like. Gene Ontology annotation, molecular function: molecular adaptor activity. Gene Ontology annotation, cellular component: postsynaptic specialization; glutamatergic synapse. The coding region runs from base 546 to 3620 and encodes 1024 amino acids. Gene Ontology annotation, biological process: signaling. Lineage: Eukaryota; Metazoa; Chordata; Actinopteri; Cypriniformes; Cyprinidae. The transcript is spliced from 13 exons. The record is from RefSeq and is a predicted model, not a curated record.